AUGGCUACACUCCAAGAAACACAUCAUCCACUUUUGGAGAAUUAUAGUAGUAGUAAUAAUUCACCACCGACAACAGCAUCUGCGUCAUCACCAUUACCGUCAUCGUCAAUAGUAGCUUCAAAACCAUCAAAAACACCAGCAGAAAAGGCAAUGAGAAAGACAUUCAAAGGCACAGCCCAUUUGGCCAAUCUUCUCCCAACUGGAACAGUUCUCACAUUCCAAAUGUUCUCUCCAGCUUUUACACAACAAGGCAAGUGCCCCACCGUUGCCAACCAUACGAUGACAUUAUCCCUUCUAAUAUUUUGCUCUGUCUCCUCUUUUCUUUUGUGCUUCACCGAUAGCUUCCGCGACGGGCGAGGAAAAGUUCGAUAUGGGUUGGCCACUUUCAAAGGAUUGUUUGUGCUUGAUGGGUCUCACACGAUUGGGGCAGAGGAGGCAGCAAAAUACAAGCUGACAUUCAUUGAUUUCUUCCAUGCUUUUAUGUCCGUGUUGGUGUUUGGGGCGGUGGCAUCGUUUGAUCAGAAUAUUGUCAAUUGCUUUUAUCCCAAGCCAUCAGAGGAGGGGAAACAACUUUUGUUUGCGGUGCCGGUUGGAGUUGGUGUUGUUUGCAGUAUCUUAUUUGUUUUGUUUCCUACUAGGCGCCAUGGAAUUGGCUUCCCUCUUUCUCGUAGUUAG
Molecule: messenger RNA, 675 nt
Organism: Rosa rugosa (rugosa rose)
Lineage: Eukaryota; Viridiplantae; Streptophyta; Magnoliopsida; Rosales; Rosaceae
Product: protein DMP7-like
Exons: 1
Coding region: 1-675 (224 amino acids)
Biological process (GO): endomembrane system organization
Source: RefSeq, a predicted model, not a curated record